Pochonia chlamydosporia 170 is the source of this 1155-nucleotide messenger RNA. RefSeq names its product AtmA protein. The record is from RefSeq and is a predicted model, not a curated record. The transcript is spliced from 2 exons. NCBI's taxonomy places the organism in Eukaryota, Fungi, Ascomycota, Sordariomycetes, Hypocreales, Clavicipitaceae. Bases 1 to 1155 code for a protein of 384 amino acids.
AUGUCCGCCAAACUCAUCCUUCCGCUCCUCUCCCUCUCCGUCUUCUACUUCAUAUUCUACUUCGCCGACGCGAAUGGCCUCCGCGCACUCGGCGAUGCGGCCGUCCACGCCAAAAAGCUCCCCGGCUUGGACGUGCCCCUUCGAACACACUACACCGGCCUCCCGCACGUGGACCAGCUUCUCACCACGUUGACUACCUUCUUCUGGGUGACUACCGAUGGAAGCCAGCCGGGCCUGGUGCUUCAUUCGAUCGCUUUCUCGGGGACAUUUAGCUCGGCGUGGGUGCUUGUGACGCUGGAGUCGUGGAGGAAGGGGAAUGCGUGGACCAUCGCCGCGUUCCCCAUGGUUCUUGGUCUAACUGCCCAAGUACUAACCUUUGCGUUUGCCACGCCUCUCUACGCCUUUCUACACCUCGUCACUGCUGCUACGGCGUCGAACCCAACCCCCAGCAACAUGCGUAUUCCCCACGGCGUUCUCAAAGCCCUCCCUCACGUCUUCACCGUGGGCAUGUUCAUCCCCUCCAUGCUCAUGAUCGUGCCGCUCUCCGAAACAGUAACCCACGACCUGAAGCAAAUCUUCAUUGCCAUCUGGCAGCCCUGGCCCGCCUACGUAGCCAUCCUUCUUGUGGUCGCAAACGUCGUCGUCUCUCCCUUCUUCACCGACAAAGACACACCCGCAAAUAACCGCAGGAUCCAAAGUUCCCUGCGGUACGUGUACGCCUUCGCAUUCGCCAACACCACCAUCGCGCACCUCAUCAGCCUGGUCGUCUCGUUGUCCACCGUCGCGGUUCCCCAGAUCUUCCAGAAGAAGUAUCUCCAGUCUCUGCACCCGCUGAGCGUGUUCGAGACGCCUCUUCCCUGGGCGACGCCGGCGUUGAAGGUGGCCACCGUGGGACAGGGCGUCCAGGCUUUCCUGCGGUGGGAUUACAUCAUUGGGUCGGCGGGCGUUUUGGUCUGGGCCGUGAGCUUGUAUAGGAGUGCUCACCGUGCGACGGGCACGGAGGUUAGGUUGGUUGAUUUGUUGACAAAGGUGGUUGCCUUGUCGGUCUUGUGUAGUCCUACUGGUGCUGCUGUUGAGCUCAUGUGGGAGCGUGAGGAGCUGUUUCUUCGUGAUAUACGUGGUGAGAAGGUCAAGGCGAAUGGGGCCAAGAAGUAA